ACAAAUUUAAAAAGUUUACGUUUGAAAGUCGUUACUGCAAGGAAACGAUUGCGUUGUUUUGUAAAAUAUUGCAAGAACUGAAUGAUUUUCUGGUUUUCAAUGCAAUAAAACGAUAUUUUGCAGUGCCCUACUAAUUAUCAAUCUACCGUUGUGUCUGUACUAACCGCACGCGGUAGUUUUUGUACAGCCCCACUCUCGCGUUCUCGCCGCGUUUUAUCGAAAAGCUAACAAAAUUCCGUACUACAAAAUGGAUGAUUUUCUCAAAAUUGAGAAGAUCGGUGAAGGUACUUACGGUGUUGUUUACAAGGGGAAAAAUAAAAUAACCGGCCAGUUUGUGGCUAUGAAGAAAAUUCGUUUGGAGUCUGAAGAUGAAGGCAUUCCGUCCACUGCUAUUCGCGAGAUCUCACUCUUGAAAGAGCUAAACCACCCAAAUAUAGUGAAGCUGGAGGAUGUGCUGAUGGAAGAGUCGCGACUAUACCUCAUUUUCGAGUUCCUCUCUAUGGACCUGAAGAAAUAUAUGGACUCUCUUGGAAAUGGAAAAUUUAUGGACCCGGCGGUGGUGAAAAGCUACCUGUACCAGAUCAACAGCGCCAUCUUGUACUGCCACCAGCGCCGCAUUCUGCACCGAGACCUCAAGCCACAGAACCUGCUCAUCGACAAGACUGGCAUCAUUAAGGUGGCGGACUUCGGGCUGGGGCGCGCGUUUGGCGUGCCGGUACGCGUGUACACACACGAAGUCGUCACGCUGUGGUACCGCGCGCCCGAGGUGCUGCUCGGCAGCCAGAGGUAUUCCUGCCCGAUCGACAUCUGGUCUGUGGGCUGCAUUUUCUCGGAGAUGUCGUCCAAGAAACCCCUUUUCCAGGGAGACUCGGAGAUUGACCAACUCUUCCGAAUCUUCAGGAUGCUUCGCACUCCUACUGAAGAGAUUUGGCCUGGUGUCUCUUCCCUACCUGACUACAAGCCUACCUUCCCCAAUUGGAACACCUUUAACUUGCACAACCAUGUCCAAAACCUUGACGAAGUGGGCAUGGACUUGCUCCAAAAGAUGCUUGUCUAUGACCCGGUGAAGCGCAUCUCCGCUAAAGACGCGCGCCGCCACCGGUACUUCCGUGACGUCAAGCUACCGCCCGGCCUCACGCUACACUCGGCCUACAUACGCUACACGGGACACGAGAACGAUACAGACAACGCGCAGUGCGUGUAGAGGUAACUUUAGUUAUAUUUUAGGUGAUAUUAGACAUCCAGAUUGGACCUUGAUGUUAAGUCCUUAAGGUCGACGUUGUCACAGCAAUGUUGUGACGUCAGACCCUUGAUAUUUUGAUAUUUAGUCCGUAACGGUCAACGUUUUCUUUCAAUGUGUUGACGUCAGCCGCAAUGGGCUUGAUUCUGAGACUACUGAAAAGUAUCCUUUAUUAUCUCUUAUUCUUUCCUUUUUCUUUCAAUGAGCCACAUGAGGAUCUGUCUAUGAAAACAACUACGCUACAUACUUUAAACCGUAAUGUGUGUUACAACAUGCAUUCUACCAGUAUUUGUAUUGGCCUUAAUGCAUGCACUGACUUAAGAAUCGAGCCCAUUGAUGGAUUCUUGAGGAUUGUCCACUUGAAUAAGCU
Ostrinia nubilalis (European corn borer) is the source of this 1610-nucleotide messenger RNA. RefSeq names its product cyclin-dependent kinase 1 (gene Cdk1). Gene Ontology annotation, molecular function: cyclin-dependent protein serine/threonine kinase activity; ATP binding. The transcript has 7 exons. Bases 248 to 1204 code for a protein of 318 amino acids. Gene Ontology annotation, cellular component: nucleus. The record is from RefSeq and is a predicted model, not a curated record. Lineage: Eukaryota; Metazoa; Arthropoda; Insecta; Lepidoptera; Crambidae. Gene Ontology annotation, biological process: mitotic G2 DNA damage checkpoint signaling; protein phosphorylation; G2/M transition of mitotic cell cycle.